UGUGCCGCCGCUCUGACCCGCUGUCAGUUGCCCGAGCCCUGUGCUACGGUUAGGACCGUGCAAUCGUCACCUUUUAACGACCACGAGCACGUAACUCGCGCGAUCUUAACCCUCCCACCGAAAUAACGACCGGGCUUCCUCUUGUCGCCGCGUCGUUUAAUCGUUCGUCCUGUUUAAUCUUCCCAUCGCGAUCGAAACGGAAAUCACGAUCUGUUGGCUACCGCGAACAGAGAGGUGUUCGAUCUUGGUGGUCAAGCAUUCGUUGACCAAACUGUUCCGAGCCGAUACUCUCUCGUUGAAUAACACACACGCUCCGAGUAUUUUCCUGGAUGAUCAUCGCGAUACGUGUUGGAGUUGAAUAGAAGCCGUUUCGAAUAUCGUGGUGGUUUUGUGAUGGAAAAGUGAUCGGAGGUUAAUCGAGGGAGUAAGCUCGACGAAGCGGUGGACCGCAUGCUUCGCUGACCAAGUCUCAGGAUGAUCUGGUAGAGGAGGCGGCUGGUGGUUUGAUCGCGAGAAAUGGCGUGCGGAAUAUCUUUCCGAACGACUGCCACGAGCACGGUACUUUUCCUCCUGGUACUGCUGCAGGCGGCACUGGUGUGGGACGAAGUACACAGCGCUCCAGCGAAAAGGAACGACAUCCUAGCGGGCACGGAAUUUCUGUCAGUCUUCAUAAACGGCGCCAUGGCGACGCCACCCCAGCGACGCAGAGGUUUCAGACGAGGAGGACACACGACGACGGUCGGGGACAGCGCGACGGCAGAGUCGCAUCAACACGAGGCUUCUAUUUACCGGAUAUCUCGAAAUCCAGCCAACAGACAGGUCGUUCCAAGAGCGCGGAACACCAGUGGCCGAGAAGAGGUCGUCCGGUUCUACCCUAUAAGUCACAAAACGCUCGAGAAUAGGCAACAGAAUCUAGCCUCGUUGAUCGAUGAAUUGGGCACCAGCAGCGAUAUAUCGUCCACGAGACUAACGCCGCAAAGUUCCAGCACCACGGUCACCUCGGUGGCAUCCAGAGAAAAGUCAUCGAGAACGAACGCUACCAGUAACGCGCCCAACAAGCCAGUCAGUCGGCAAAAGGUCAUAGGCGUCAGUGUGACAUCCACAGUUGAAGCGACACCGUACAAGGUCAGAGUGGAGCAUUACGACGGUAGCGACGCGACUGUCGUCACCCCGUCUCCAAGAUCAGCCAGCAGUUCUCUGAGAGAAUCGUCGAAAGACACCAGAAGCACCACAGUCAGGUCUCUCACCGUGAGAACGAGUCCUAGCAGCACUACUAUUAGAACAACGACAGUCCCAACAAAGACGUCGACAGUGAUACCAUCGUCUUCCAGCUUCGUUACGGAAGAGCUCAGCAACAUUGUAUCCGAAUCGAACAGGAGUGAGUUUUCCGUCGACGAAGGUUCACCGAGUACCAGCUGGCGGAGCCAGGGUGCAGUGACCCCUGGACCAGCAGCGAGACACACCGCUACCUACGGCGACCAGCAAACAGAGACGAACCUCACCUCGUCUAACUCUCAGGAGGACAUGAUAACCCUUCCUACGGAAGAGAACUACGAACUCCCCGAAGAAGACUCGGAACCGAAGGAGUACAACGAAGAACCCGUCGAGGAACGCUUCCAGGCUCAAGGUCGAAAGGCUGGCAGACACUACGACGCUUCCCAGUACAAUCGACCCGGUUCCAAAAUCUACUCUCAACCCUCGAAGAGCUACAAAUCGCCCAGACCCUACGAGCCAGCGAAGCUGUACAACGAACCGGCGAAGGUGUACGGGGAACCUGAGAAAGUGUACGGGGAACCAGCGAAGGUGUACAGCGAGCCUGCCAAGGUUUACAGCGAACCAGCGAAAGUGUACGGGGAGCCAGCCAAGGUGUACAGCGAGCCUGCCAAGGUCUACGGCGAACCUGAAAAAGUGUACUCGGAACCGUCCAAGGUCUAUUCGGAGCCGGCUAAGAUAUACUCGGAGCCUGCUAAGGUUUACUCGCAACCCGCCAAAGUGUACAGCGAGCCUAGCAAGAUUUACGACUCCGAAGGUGAGCCAUUGAAUCAGCAACGAGCCGGUGAACCCGAACAGAACUACGAGGUGGACGAAUCGGUCAGUGUGAGCAGUAACGGGAACGUUCACGGGCCUCAAUUGAUUCUUAACGAACCCUCGAACGCUUCGGAAGUCGAGGACGGCCACAAAGUCGGUUACGUGGUCGAGGGAAGGAACUACAGGAAGUACAGGGUCGAGGAAAGGACUCCGGAUGGCUUCAUCGUUGGGGAAUACGGUGUGGUUAGCCACGAUGAUGGCUCGUUGAGAGGUGUACGGUACACAGCCGACGGGACCAUCAAUCCUCGACUGAUUUACGACGCAUUGAUGAAGUUCCUUGCUCUGUAAGAGAAUCAUUGGACGGGGAUGAUUGUAGAUUUGUACGGAGGCGGGUCGACCAGUCGCGUUGCUUUGCUCGAUGAUACGGGGAUGAAGUAAAUAUAGAAACGACUGAUUUUUUUUUACUGCUCUAAUGAUCGGAUGAUCAUUUAGGACAGGCCUGUCUAACUGCUAGAAGCGAAAGAACCAUUGCUCCCACUCUUAACGCUUCAGACUUCCCCCACCAUCCAGUAGUGUCGGUAGUUUCUCGCUAGAUGCUAUAUCUGCUAGGAUUAGGAAUACGCGUCAAAUAUUGGAAGAGUGGGGGGAGCCGAGCGCGAGCUGCGUGGUGGGGGAAGGAGUCACGAGUGGCCCGCGGGCCGCAGGUUAGACAGGCCUGAUUUAGGAGUUAGGAGUUAACGAAUUUAGGUCGAAAGUUAAGAAUGGGUUUUUGAUGGUAAAAGUGACGAGAAUUUAAUUAAUAAAAUAAAAUACUGUUCCCUCGAUUCAGAAUUUCACAUACUGAGCAAUCUUUUUGAAUUCAAUGUCAAAUCGGUAAGAGUAGUUCUAAUAAGUCAGCUGGUCGAGCUGGUUAAUGCCGAUAGCAAUCUUCGUCACUGAGCUGUUUCUGCGGCUUGGAAAAGGUCACAGUGAUCCUCACGCUGGUCUCGCGACCGACUCUUUCAUCAGAGAGCUUGAAAUUAUAAAGGAUACGGAGUUGAACAGUAUUUAUGAACAACCAUGAGAAUACUAAAAAUUCAUGAAGAUCGUAGUCAUUAAUUUAGAGCAUACAACUCACUGUACAAUUAUAGAGUUUUAUUGACUGGAUAAUUUUCCUAUCGAACAAAAAUAAUUUCUAAUUUUUUUAACCGACUUCGAAAAAAGAGGUAACUCAAUUCGAUUUCUUUUUAGGUACUGUACAAAUUGAUAAAUAUUUUUCAUUUAGAAGUGCAGCAGUAAAUUAAAAUGAUAAUUAAUCACUGAACCCGUACAUAGCAAACGUAUGAUUCCGAGUGAUACCUUCAGAUUUUUAUCGAUCGUAUAUAUCCGCCCUUAGCUUUCUAAGGGUUAAUAAUCAUCGAAGAGCUCGUUCGAAGCAACGCGACGAGAUCGACCAAACGAAAAAUAAAAAUGACUGAUUCCUUCGCUCUUGCCAACGCAGCUGCCUCAACGAUUAAUUUUAAGGACUCUAACCACGGUGGCGAUCUGGGAUCUAAAAAAUUCAACGAUAAAACGUAUAAUUCCCUGUUUUGGGCGUCGAAGCACGUGUGCAUCCUAUCGAGCUGAGUGCUCGCUGGACGAUUCGAUCGGGGAAUUCGAAAUGACGCUCGUCCAUUGUGAAACUUGACAAAUGAAAGUGACUGCUCUGGGUGGCGAAAGUAUAUACGAACUUUUCUGUGCUACCAGAGAUGGCCUUUUCAGUGACUCCUUCAUCGAGGAACAUUUCUUUUCCCUUCGUUCGUCUAGCGAUUGCGUUCCACGUCAUGUGGAGAUCCUCGAUCGUGGCUCCUCGUAGUUGCGUCAUUUUUGUGAUCGCGUUAACCCUUUCGCUGCGAAACAUUUACACUUAUAAGUAAAAGUAGUAAUAGAGGUCUUUAGGGUAUUUUUUAACACCCUGUAUAUUAUAAUAGAUUGAAUUAUGGUAUAGUAAAUUAUCAAUUGAAAAAUCGUUUAUUUUAAUUAACAUCUAUUGAAAAACUUUGGUAAUGAAUUUUAUGAUCACCACGAAAGGAAUACUGCAGCGAAAGGGUUAAACGCAAAAAAUAUUUUUCCUCGAGUGUUACGAUUAGAAAUAGUAAUUGAGAGAUGGCACGGUGUCUUGUUUGGUUACUAUUGCUUAUUUCGAUAUUGAUUCUUACGACGGCACACUUGCCACCUUUUUUAUUUAACAAUUUAAAAAAAAAAUCAUCGCUUGCAGUUAAAAAUUUCGUUUCCUGAAAUUAAGUGGAAAGUAGCCAAUUUCAAAUGCAAUUCAAUUUUGAAAUACCUUUUGUUAAAUAUAAUACAGCAUGUUCGAUAAUUUUAGUUAUUUUUCGAUAAUAGAAACUACAUAAAUUGCAAGAAGCAAGUGACCAAUAUCAAUUAGCAAACUGCUCGCCGCGUAAAAUUGUAAAACAAUUACAAGAAAUGGAGCAACGAAAGAUCUUUAAAAAUGAAGAAUCUACUGAACGACUGGUCGCGUGUUUUCGUCAUGGCGACGCUUCUGUGAUGAAAAUGCUUAUCGAGAAGUCACAGCUGCCAGGGCCUCCCCCUUUUCGAAUUUCCCUUUAAUUAUAAGCUUAUUUAAUUCGAUUCAUUUAGCGUUAGGUAUUAGAAGGCUCCGCAGCUGCGAUGGACUUGCUGACUUGUCACGGCAGCGUAUCUGUGCCCCUUAAGUUUAGUAAUCUUCUUCGAAGUUUCUAAGACAUUCCCGCGUUAAGGAACUGUAGCUCACUCGACGAGAAAGCCGUAGAACGUAAGACGAUAUUAUUAUUUUAUUUCGAGUUAACCCUUUCGCUGCGGGCAACGUAUAAUUACAGUCAAUAAUUAGUGUGUUGUUUAGUAUACACAUUAAUUCAACAUUUUAAAUUACAAUCUGUACGAUUCGUCUUUGACCUUUGUUACUAUUCUCAUUCAUUUCAUUUGUACUCUGAAUGAUAUUCAUUUUUGCAAAAAAAAUGUUUCUUUUUCUUCCAAUAUUGUAUAUUUAAUUAAUAUCGAAUUACAAUAAAAUAGAGCGUUAAAAUAAUUAACUUUCGGACGGCGGACCAUGGAGAAAGGCCUAAUUUGAAGUUACCUUUGUUUUCAAUUUUUAUUUUCUAAAUUUUACACUGUUCCUUGUAUUCAUUUUUCAAGUUUCGGUCUAGAUUGACCCAGAAGAGGGUUUAAGGGUUAAAAGAAAAUUAUUCGCCAAAUAGUAGUGAUUGAUUAUUGAUUAUUUGUAUGAUAUAGACCGUAGCUAAAGGGUUAAAUAGCUCAUUCUUCCUCAUUACCUCAAUCUUUGAGAUAGUUCCUCCUGCCAUUUAAACGAAACGUAUCAUACGCGUACUCACCUUAAAUUAUACACGAUAUUUCGAUCGUUCCCAUGUGCAUGCGCUCAAACUUGACCCCCCAAACGACAAUUGAGAAGCGAUUUCGAUCGCUGAUUUUCGAAACAUCGUUCGUUCGAAUGUUGCUCACCCUCGUAGAUUAAGUGCGUGUUCGUUGUCUUUACCUUUUGCAUGUAAGCGAUUAAACUAUUCCGAUAUGUUACAAGUGAUAUCGUUUAUUCUAAGGACUUCAUUACGUUACGCGUACAUCGUAGUCUAAUGUUUAUUAUUCAAAUGAUUAUGUAUAGCGCUGUGCAACCAUUGUCAUUUCUCGAA
Osmia bicornis bicornis is the source of this 5690-nucleotide messenger RNA. RefSeq names its product telomere-associated protein RIF1. The coding region runs from base 517 to 2376 and encodes 619 amino acids. The transcript has 2 exons. Lineage: Eukaryota; Metazoa; Arthropoda; Insecta; Hymenoptera; Megachilidae. The record is from RefSeq and is a predicted model, not a curated record.